AUGGUUGAAGCUAGUGAAGGGAUCAAGAAAGGAAGAGUUCUUGGAUUUGGUUCUGUGUCUGAUCCCGAAAGGUUUUUGAUGCCUUUUUUUAGUAGCUCCAAGUACAUCUUCAGACAACUUAGAGUGACACCUGCAGGUUCUUUACCGGUGACGCAAGUCGCCGGUAUUGAGUUUAUGCGUUCCAAGACCACUCUAGUCGUUGGAUUAGAACUACGAUCGGACGAUUCCUGUUUACCAGAACGUCAAAACGCGGAUCAGUGUCAUUCAGCCUUUAGUGGCGACAACUGCAGGUCUUUACCGGCGACACAAGCCGCCAAUAUUGAGUUUAUGCAUUCCAAGACCACUCUAACCGUUGGAUUAGAACCACGAUCGGACAAUUCGUGUUUACCAGAACAUCAAAACAUGGAUCGAUGUCUUUCAGCCUUUAGCGGCGACACCAAUAGCGGCGAAAGUCGCCGCUAUUGGUGUCGCCGCUAA
This is a messenger RNA of Lactuca saligna, 477 nucleotides long. The record is from the annotation of a GenBank genome assembly. NCBI's taxonomy places the organism in Eukaryota, Viridiplantae, Streptophyta, Magnoliopsida, Asterales, Asteraceae.